UUGAAGAUUAAAAAAUUUUCCCCCGCGAAGGCAGGCACCUUGUCGCGGUGCGGGGGCUUAGUCGAAUCAUUAAUCAGACCUUAUUAGCGGAUGGCAGUGUACACAUUUGAGUACCAGUACUUGGUGUUUGCACUCCAUUCCCCUGACUCGGGCUGCUUUUUGAACGAUGACCAAGUUCUGCCAAUACCCCCUAAUCCAGGGUGUAAAGCGACACCGUGCCUAUUGGAUGGUUUGCAGCCAGGGGGUUUACCAGACCGGCUGUAUUUGAACGGCGCCUUCCUGAUACCGGGCCGCCUCAGGGAGUAACUGUGGCCUUACCGCGGCAUGGGGCGCUGUCGUGGUGUACCGUUUGAAUUCCCCACUAUAUUACUUAGACUGCUGAGCUCGCCUCGUCGAGCAGGUGGUCGUACGAACAAGAUGAAUUCAAAUACUUACUCAAAUAACAAUUAUAAAUCAAACGAAAGGGCUUUGGCCGAUCUAUUGGGUCAGUUGGUGAGGGGUAGAAACAACUCACCACCUGGCUACAGUAGAGGGAGACUAGGAGGUAGUAGCGGUGGUGGCGGACCCAUAAAUAAUUAUGGUGGUCCAUCUAUGGGACCGAAUGGUGAUGGAAGUGUUGGUGGUGGUUUAGGCUCUUGGGGCGUAAAUGCACCGAAUGAUUGGAAUCAAAGUGGAGGUAGUGGUAGUGGUGGUUACGGACGUGGAGGUGGUGGCGGUGGCUACGGAGAUAUUGGGAGUGGAGGUGGUAGUAGUGGCAGUAUGAUGUCAUUAAUGCAACGUGGUGGGGGUGAUGGUGGUGGCUUUGGUGGUAUGCCACAAGGAAGUGGCAUGAACGAUGGCUACGGUGGCAUGCCACAAGGCGGUGGUAUGAACAACUUUGGUGGCAUGCAGCAGGGCAGCAAUUAUAUGGGUAUGUCAGGAGGUAAUCAAGGUGGUUUCGGUGGGAUGCCAUCAAGUAGGGGGAUGAACAAUGGUGGUUUUGGCGGCGGCGGUGGUGGAGGUAGUAGCUUUCCACAAAAUAAUAAUUUUGUUGGGGAUGGGUUUGAUAAUUGUCCGCCACCUCCAUCUGGCCGCUCACGUGGCACAUGGGUUAGUGGAGCUGCUAAUCGUAGUAGCCGCAAUGUGCCGUCGCAAUCAGUGCGCCAUUCAAGCCGCUCAUCGAGUUCAACGCAUGACAGACGAAACUUAGGUGGUUCGAGAACGUCACUUUCAUCGAAAGGUAAUCGCAGCGGUGGUGCCUCAACUUCAGGUAAUGCUUCAAAACCUGUACAGGCACUAAAACGUAAAGCGCCACCAAAUUCCGCUCCGCCUGCAAAAUUAAGUACUAAUGCAAAUAAUGAUAAACGAAAAUCCACUCAAGCAAAUCAAACAACCACUCAAGCAAAAAAACCAUCCGCUGAAGCAAAUAAAACAACCGCUGUCAGUCCUAGACGGGUGCUGACAUCAACUGGUGGUCGUUGGUACCAACAUUUCUUAUCAAAAGGCAUGAAACCAAACGAUGCCAAAAAGAAGGCUUUUGAAAAUAACAAUAAGCCAUUUACGGCAGGAGCUGAAGGGGCGGCACCGGCAAGAAGGGUCAGAAGACCAUUCCCCCCACCCCUGGAUACGUAUAUACGACUUGCGAUUUUCGCAAAGGGUUUUCCCGAAGUUAUAUUGGAAACCGAUGAUCUAUCAGCCCUCGAAGAACGGAUCGUCGAUGAGGUUGCCAAUAGUAGCACCGAAUCAAAAUUGCAAUUUGAAAGGUUACUUCGGAAACCGGGCGUGAUGGUUGUUGAUUGCGCAAAUCAGAAAUCCGCAGAUUGGCUGAUAGACACUAUACCCAAAUUGAAUUGGGAAAGUACUGAAUUGGCAAUUUGUUAUGAAGCAGACAUUCCAGACGCGUACAUAAUGACCCUCUCGUUGCCAAGAAGUGCUGGCCAAGAUUAUGAUCAGACGUUGUCUUUAAUUCAGUCACAAAAUACCGAUUUGACAACCGAUUCAUGGGAAUGGGUACAAGAGCGUGAAGAUGGUGAUAGAUCAAUUCUUACCAUCCGUGUUGAUAAGGAAUCACACGCUGCAAUUAAAGAAAAGAGGUGGAGAAUAUUUUACAAAUUCGGUUUAGUAGAAGUAAAUUUUGCCCGCUAUGUACGUUUUGCUAUAAGUAUACGCUCGAAUGAAGUAGGGGGUGCCGAGAAAGCUAAGGUUAAAGAAGAAAAGUCAGUUGGUGGAGGCGAUAAAGAAACAACAGCGGAAACGACUAACGAAAAACAACCUUCUCCGCCACCCGCUCCAAUAAUCAGCAAAUGAAUUUAAAAUGUAUGCGGUAUCUGCAUCUUAUAUUAAACACACUUCUCAGUUCAAGACAUAACAUCCUUUCGAAACAAUUGACCAUGUGCGACAGAUUUGAUAAUGGUUGGAUGCCUGAAAGUGGCCGUUGGCGAUAUACAAAGAAUACUAUAAGCUAACUUCUUCAAUAAAUAGUAAGAACUUCCUUUAUCAAUCGAAUUCAUAACGGAUACUCAUACAGGAAAAUCGUGCUGUACAUUAAAAUAAUAGCAUACGGCGAUGACUGAGUCCUGUUGUCCGUGUGUAACGUCAAUUGUUUUGGAAAUGAUAUAUCAAGUAAAUAUUUUCUAAUUUAUUUCAAUCCUCAAAUACAUAUAAAAUUGUAAGAUUUAUUUAUGUAAAGCUGCUUGGCCAGCCCUUGAUACAUUAUUAAAAGUUGUAUUACCGUCAGCAUCAAUAAAAUUCUACUAGAUGGCGAUUUGAAUGAGCCCCUCUUAAAAUAGUCUUUGUUAUUUUCAGAAAAAAAAAAAAAUAAACAAAUCUGUACAUAAAAAAGAGAUCAGGGAAACAUUGCUAGCAAUAAAAUAAAUGUAAAAGAUAAACUAACAUUGUUUAGAAUAGUGUUGUUGUUAGCUGAGUUAUAAAGUUCAGAAAUAAUUAUUUAUAACUUUAAGCAUGAUGAUAUUGCUUGAAAGUUUAUUAAAAUAUCAUAUCAGCAUUAGGAUUGAAGUGAGCGUUAACAUUUGUUAUUAGUAUGUAGUAGCGUAGGAGUUUUCCCCCGCGAUGGCAGGCACCUUGUCGUGGUGCGGGGGCUUAGUCGAAUCAUUAAUCAGACCUUAUUAGCGGAUGGCAGUGUACACAUUUGAGUACCAAAACUUGGUGUGUGCACUCUAUUCCCCUGACUCGGGCUGCUUUUUGAACGAUGACCAAGUUCUGCCAAUACCCCCUAAUCCAGGGUGUAAAGCGACACCGUGCCCAUUGGAUGGUUUGCAGCCAGGGGGUUUACCAGACCGGCUGUAUUUGAACGGCGCCUUCCUGAUACCGGGCCGCCUCAGGGAGUAACUAUGGCCUUACCGCGGCAUGGGGCGCUGUCGUGGUGUACCGUUUGAAUUCCCCACUAUAUUACUUAGACUGCUGAGCUCGCCUCGUCGAGCAGGUGGUCGUACGAACAAGAUGAAGUCAACUAACAAUUAUACAAAUUACAAUUCAAAUCAACAAGCAUUAACUCAGUUAAUAGGUCAAUUGAUGAGAGGUGGCAACUCAUCAAAUGGCUAUAGAGCAAGAAGUGGAGGUGGUGGGGCCAGACAAAGAGGCAGCAUCAGACGAACAGCCACAAGAAUAAGACGUCGACCAGGAAUUAGAACGCAUGCCAGUGCAUCAACUCGAAGACCACUGUCUACUAAACCAUCUAGUAGCGGUACGAGUACGAAGAAACCUUCGUCAACAAGUGCAACACAAAAGCGUAGUGCCACAGAAAGUAAGGCUGAACCUGACAAGAAAAAAACCACUUCGGAUGACAAAGCCAAAAGUGGUGACACUAAGGAAAGCAAAGCAAAAGCAAGCGAUCCUAUUUUGAAGGGGUUGUGCGAAUCAGGGGUGCGAUGGUAUAUGCGAUAUAUAAAGGAAGGAUUAGAACCGAAAGUGGCAAUCAAAAAAGCUUGGGAACACCGCAUAGAACCGGUGGAAUAUGAACCUCAAUGGGGAAAAGAGUUCCAACCGAGAGAAGUCGAAGACGAGCCCAGACACCGACAGCGAGUACGAAGAAGGAUAGCGAAAAGUGUUGAGAUCAACGAGGAUUACCGUAUUGCGGUACAUCCCAAAGAUUUCCCAGAUCAAAUGCUGGACUUAGAUUCGGUAAUAGCACUGGAAGAGGCCAUUGCUGCGGAAAUAGCUAAAGGAGCCAGUGGAAAACUGCAAUUCUCCAAUGCCCAUUUGCGACCAGGUGCAUUACUCUGUGAUUGCGUAAAUGAGGAAACCGUUAAUUGGCUAAAAGAUAUCGUCACCAAGUUAUCUGAUUGGGAGGGUCCCGAGCUGACGACAAGCCAAGAACGUGUUAUUCCAGACGCUUAUGUGAUGACAGCGGCUUUACCGAAGAGCAUUGAGCAAGAUUUCCAACGCACAUUGGCCUUGAUUGCUGCGCAAAAUGAAGAUUUAAAUACCGAAGUGUGGAAAUUAGUGAAUGAACGUUCAGAGGAUGGAAAGAAUGUGGUGACGAUACGUGUAGAUAAGGAUUCCUUCAAUACAAUGAAGCGGCACGAAUGGAAGCUUUAUUAUCGAUUUGAAAAAGUCAACGUACAUUUCCAUCGCUACUUAAGGUAUAGCAAAAAACCUACUUUAUGGAUAACGAACCCCAGUUGCCACAAACAAAAUCAGGUGAAACCACCUGGUCCAUCAAAUGCAGUAUAAAAUAGAAUAAAAAAACGUUCAAAAAUCUUCCUCCUUGAAUAAAGUGAUUUCUUUGCCUUUCCACUUGCAACAUCUCCAAAAUCCUAAGUGAAUAGAAGCUUCAGGAGUGAAAAUAUAACCAAGAAAUGAGUUCGUUGUUGGCUUUUACUACGCAUCUGUGUCGCCCAAACUUUUUCCGGUAAUUUUGGUAUGUGUUCGCCUGUCGGAUGAUAACCAUCGGCAUCGGCUACAUAUGUCAUCGUGAUGGGUAUGCCUUCUGCCGAAAUGUACUGCACCACACCACUAUGGCCGAACUCAUUUCCUGCUGCUUUUGUUGUGAUGCCGUUGGAUGUUUGGAAUUCGUAAUGAAAAUCACCGCUUUCACUCGGCGCCUGGUUUUUGUAGUAAAUGGUGUGUGCAUCACGAUCAAGUGGUUUUACGCCCGCAUGCACAGAUUGCAAGUGUUGUGCAAAGAUAUCACAGAAGACCGCACACAAGAGGAGACGUUUAAACUGCAAAUGGAAGAGAGAAGAGAACAGAGCAACUAUUUAUUAUCCAUAAAGAACUAUACUUAAGGCAGUUAAAUUAAGCGGUGCAUUAAGAACAAACCGUUGUUUGGAAUUGUAGUCCAUCUAUGCUGUAUCGAAUUUUACGUGUCACCCGUAUUUUAAACAACAUUCCCAUUAUUUGAUUCGUAAUAGCGUCCAAUGACACAGCUGACAGGGAAUGAAUAUAUUCUGGAAGCACCGUCUGGAAGUUCAGUUAGCAGCACGUUUUUUGUUUUUCCACACACAUACGCGUACACGCCGAAUGUUUAGAACAACACAAUGAAUCUACCGCUGGCGGAUUCGUAACGAAGUGAAGCGGAUUUCUGGCGCGAUGGAAGCUUUUAUAGAUGCGUCGCUGAUAUGCAAAUUAAUUCGGCAAACAAUUCUUAAAAGAAGAGAAAAAAUGUCGUCGUUAAUUAGUUUAGUGUCACAAAAACGUCAUAUCAAUUCCUCUUGCAAGUUGUUUAUGUCAACUCGAGUGUUUGAUGCGACGUGACGCCUGCGUAUUUCACACACCAAGCACCGAGCAAUAGUAAUGCAUGCAACAACCGCUAUGUGGAGUGCGCUUUGGUCGUUAUGAAUCUUGUUUGGCACGUUUGUUGAAUGUAUGUCUUAUGCGGAAUUAAAUAAAUAUUAUGUAAUGCUUAAUUUCAACCAUAUUAAUUGAACUGAACGACGGAGUUGUCAACUGAUCGCUGCAUAAAUCAUAAACAUCAUCAGAAAAUAUACUUAAUUCACCAAUUUCUGCAUACUGUGCAUUUGGAAGCACGUGAUGCUAUAGAAGGAGCCCUAUGGAGCGAGAAUAUUUAUAUCAGUAUCAAAUAAAUAAAAUCUUCAUUUGUGCGCCGAUAUGGUAGCCACUAACUAAA
Messenger RNA from Bactrocera dorsalis (oriental fruit fly), 6067 nucleotides. RefSeq lists its product as uncharacterized. The transcript is spliced from 5 exons. The record is from RefSeq and is a predicted model, not a curated record. Lineage: Eukaryota; Metazoa; Arthropoda; Insecta; Diptera; Tephritidae. The coding region runs from base 325 to 2286 and encodes 653 amino acids.